Messenger RNA from Hippopotamus amphibius kiboko, 2466 nucleotides. RefSeq names its product sirtuin 5 (gene SIRT5). Bases 1104 to 2036 code for a protein of 310 amino acids. The record is from RefSeq and is a predicted model, not a curated record. The transcript has 11 exons. Lineage: Eukaryota; Metazoa; Chordata; Mammalia; Artiodactyla; Hippopotamidae. Gene Ontology annotation, molecular function: NAD+ binding; protein-malonyllysine demalonylase activity; protein-succinyllysine desuccinylase activity.
GGGAGCGGGCCCAGCUUCUGCGGGUGGACCCGCGAGGCAGCACCGGCCCGCCCGGCAGCCGCACGUGCGGAGGCCCGGUGGCUUCCCCGCACAGCGCGGGGGCAGCUGCGGCCCGAGAGACGCGGGAGGGGGAAGGAGACGAGGGGUGACAGUCAGGCGGCCGGGGCGGGUGGGCCUGGGAGGCCGCUGGGAAGGGGGAGCCCCGGGGGGCUCCGGGCAGGGCGCCCCCUUUGAAGAGAGGCACUCUGGGCGCUGCAGCAGCCCGGGUGGCAGGUGGGGGUGGCCGUGGGCGCGGGAGGAGCGGCCGGAUUCGCGCGUGGUUUCAGGCUGCAGCCGUCGGGGUCUGCGGAGCUGUCGGCCCGUGGGUGUGAGAUGAGAGAGGAAGGGAAAAGCGGGGACCGAGGAGGAUGGGGCCCCAAGGCUGUGUAGGGAGGAGGGUUGGGGAAAAAUUCCACCGGAGUUUGGGCUUGGCUGUGUGAGGUGGGAGCUGAGGGUGGGACGCUGGCACGGGGAUGCCGUCUUGAAGCCCUGGGAGGUGGGCAGAUCCAGCGAGGUGGGAGGAAAAGCCGGAAAGGGUGGCGUCUGGAGGCCGGGAGGAGCAAGUGGUUCUCGCAGAGGGGAUCAAAUGGGUCAGAGGCUGGACGUGAUCAAGUAGGACCGUUGGGUUUAGCAAGGUGGAGGUGGCGGGGUGACUUUGACAAGAGCAGGUGGUAGAGGGGAAGAGGGAGUGAGUCUGCCGGUGUUGACAGCUGGGGGCCGGAGCCUUGCAUUUAUUUAGCUCACAGGUGUCCAAAAAGUAUUUAUUGAACACCCGUGUAAGUUUCUGCGGUUCCUUGGCAAGCAACAAAUUCAAUUCUCAAGUUCAGAAUAGAAUGAUGAUUUGCCUCCAUGCCACAGCUAUCCAGCAGAAGACGCAUCGUUUAAACAGUCAGGCGGAAGAGCUAUUUUGGCCUGGCACUGCCUUGUAGGCUCGUUGAACAUAAAUAAUAUCAAAGGACACCAACAUCGGACAAGGCUACCCUGUGAUCAUGAUGAAUCAGGACAGAAAUAAGACAACUGCAUAAUUAGCCCAUUCCAGUAACUAGUGUGACACAGAGAACCUGAUGCCACCUCUCCGGAUUGUCCCAAGCAGAUUGCUUUCCCAGCUGUAUCGUGGAUUGAAGUCUCCAGCCUCUGCGCAAACCAAGAUUUGCCUAACAAUGGCUCGUCCAAGUUCAAAUAUGGCCGACUUCCGGAAGUGUUUUGCAAAAGCCAAGCGCAUAGUCAUCAUUUCAGGGGCUGGUGUCAGUGCUGAGAGUGGGGUUCCGACUUUCAGAGGAGCGGGAGGCUAUUGGAGAAAAUGGCAAGCUCAGGACCUGGCCACCCCUCAGGCCUUCGCCCGAAACCCAUCCCAGGUGUGGGAGUUCUACCACUACCGGCGGGAGGUGGUGCAGAGCAAGGAGCCCAACGCUGGGCACCUGGCCAUCGCCGAGUGUGAGGCCCGGCUGGGUGGGCAGGGCCGACGGGUCAUGGUCAUCACCCAGAACAUCGAUGAGCUGCACCGCAAGGCUGGCACCAAGAACCUUCUGGAAAUCCAUGGUAGCUUAUUUAAAACUCGAUGUACCUCUUGUGGAGUUGUAGCUGAGAAUUACAAGAGUCCAAUUUGUCCAGCUUUAUCAGGAAAAGGGGCUCCAGAACCCGAAACUCAAGAUGCCAGAAUCCCAGUGGAGAAACUUCCCCGGUGUGAAGAGGCAGAAUGCGGGGGCCUGCUGCGACCUCACGUGGUGUGGUUUGGAGAAAACCUGGAUCCUGCCAUCAUGGAGGAGGUUGACAGGGAGCUGGCCCUCUGUGACUUGUGUUUAGUGGUGGGAACUUCCUCUGUGGUCUAUCCCGCCGCCAUGUUUGCCCCCCAGGUGUCUGCCCGGGGAGUGCCAGUGGCCGAGUUUAACAUGGAAACCACCCCUGCCACGAACAGAUUCAGGUUUCAUUUCCAGGGACCGUGUGGGAAGACGCUGCCUGAAGCCCUUGCUCCUCAUGAAACUGAAACUGCUUCUUAAGUGCCCUGAGGGAGGAAGAAAUCAUAGCACAUCUAAGUACCAGGCCACCAACAGGAGAAACAGUCUUGUGGAUGGUGAGCUGAAUCCUGAAAGGUCUGAAAAUAUCUCAUAGAAUCCAAUCUGCUGAUAAGUGAUGGGACUUAGAAGCAGCAGCAGUAAACGUGUUUAGAAGGAGAAGUCACAACUUCUCAAGUCAAUUCAUGUUGUUUGGUUUGAAGCUAAACAUGAGAUACCUCUGAUGUGUUUAUUUGGUUACUCUGAGGGAAACAACUUUGUAAUUAGAUUGUCUAAAAAAAGUAAUUAUCCUGAUUUUAUUUUUGCUAUUUGGGCAAUGAUAGAAGUAGAGGGGUAAAACCCUGGUAUUUCUGAUUUUUUUGCACAAGAUUUGAUGGAAAAUAAAAUCCCUUUCCACAGCAGGUAAUUUAUUGUA